Molecule: messenger RNA, 891 nt
Organism: Symbiodinium sp. CCMP2592
Lineage: Eukaryota; Dinophyceae; Suessiales; Symbiodiniaceae
Source: the annotation of a GenBank genome assembly
AUGGUAUGCCGCGAGCGGAGCGGCAUAGAGGCUGAUCUGCAAUACCUUGCACGGCUGCCAGAACAGGGCGUCGAACAGCCGUGGCCUCUGCUGGUGUUUCUACACGGAGCUGGCGAGCGUGCGUCUGGCUCCAAAAAAAGGGAUUUGAAACUGCUGAAAAGACACGGGCCGUGGAGUGCGGAUGCUUUCAUGGUAGUCGCGCCGCAAUGUCGGCGUGAGCAGGUGUGGCCAUCGUUAGCGCAGCAAGUCGUCUACUUCACGAAGAGGAUCUGCGCUUCCUUCCCGAUCGAUAGGAAACGGGUGUACAUUACGGGCCUUUCGAUGGGUGCCUUCGGGUGCUUUGCUGCAGCCACAAAAGCGCCUUCCCUUUACGCAGCUUUGGUCGGCCUUGCUGGUGGCUUCUCAACAGAGCUGCCGAGUUCUGCUGGUGUGGGAACUUUGCAGGCCCUUGCAAAGACAGUGCCCAAGCUGGCAGAAGUAAAGCGGAUGAGAAAACUGCCAAUAUGGCUUUUCCACGGUGUGCACGACAAGACGAUCCCAAUUUGCGGUUCUAUUGCGGUCGUCAAGGCGCUGAAGGAGGAUAAGCUGCGUGAAGCCCAAACAAAGCUUACAAAGCUUGAUGCACGGCAUUCAAUUUGGAAGAAAGCCUACGGCCGGAAGGAUCUGUACCGAUGGCUUCUGCAACAGCAGAACGAAGGGAGAGCAAAGACAAUCGCUGGUAUUGCGCUGGAGGGAGGGAUGUUCAGAGUGAGGUUCAGGAAGAACAAGAAAUACUUCGAAGGUGGGAAAUUUCGGGAGCUGCGGGACGCAGAGGCCAGAACAAUCGAGCUCAGGCGCCAAGUGUCGAAGCUCGGGACAUGCGGACCGAAGAAGCGGUCUAGGCGCAACUAG